Messenger RNA from Acomys russatus (golden spiny mouse), 657 nucleotides. It is a transcript of the gene C26H19orf53, whose product is annotated as chromosome 26 C19orf53 homolog. NCBI's taxonomy places the organism in Eukaryota, Metazoa, Chordata, Mammalia, Rodentia, Muridae. The transcript is spliced from 3 exons. The record is from RefSeq and is a predicted model, not a curated record. Bases 80 to 361 code for a protein of 93 amino acids.
CGGUGAGGCCUUGAGUCUUUCCGUGACUUCCGGCCCUCCUCCUCCUCGUAGCCCCGCCUAUUCCGGCUCGUGGUGCAACAUGGCGCAGGGACAGCGCAAGUUCCAGGCGCAAAAACCUAAAAGCAAGGCAGCUGCGGCGGAGCGGAGCCGCGGGCCGCGGAAAGGCGGUCGAGUCAUCGCUCCCAAGAAGGCGCGCGUUGUGCAGCAGCAAAAACUGAAGAAGAACCUGGAAGUGGGGAUCCGGAAGAAGAUUGAGCAUGACGUGGUGAUGAAGGCCAGCUCCAGCCUUCCUAAAAAGCUUGCACUGCUGAAAGGAGCAUCAAAGACAGGGGCCACCCCCCACAGCAAGACACCAUCCUAAAGGCACUGAGACUUGGCAGGUGACCCCACAGGCUGGCUGGACUUGAGGGAAGAGGACCCUGCUCCAGUCCUGCUGGCCCCUGGAACAGCAAUGGGCAGGUGGUGGUAAAGCCUUAGGCCAGCUCUUCAGGAUGUUGGAGUUUCCUCUACUGGUGUGGCGGCGGGUGAUAAACUUGGCUCUGUGGUCCUUCUAGCUCUCAUGCGGUUUGAUGAGGAGGCUGUCUGGGGGCCAGGUGAGCUUCAUGGGUCUCCGCAAGAAACUUCUCACACAUGGUGCCCUCGACAGCCUCUGACCCA